Messenger RNA from Aplysia californica (California sea hare), 1086 nucleotides. RefSeq names its product sigma non-opioid intracellular receptor 1. The record is from RefSeq and is a predicted model, not a curated record. The transcript has 5 exons. Gene Ontology annotation, cellular component: endoplasmic reticulum. NCBI's taxonomy places the organism in Eukaryota, Metazoa, Mollusca, Gastropoda, Aplysiida, Aplysiidae. The coding region runs from base 272 to 943 and encodes 223 amino acids.
UUUUGGGGGAUUUUUUUUUUCAUUCUAUCCGAGAGAGAUCAGCUUGGUGGAACCUGGCAAGUGGUGGCAGUGAGUCAGUCAGUGAGUGAAUGAAGUCGAAAGUAGAAGGAAAGCAGGAAGGCAGGAAGUCUGUGUAGGCCUAGUGCUGCUGAGUGUGAACUGACUGCUAGCCUUUUGUCGGCCAGGGCGACUGUCGUCGAGGGGCCUUCUGAUUGUGAAGAUCAUUGCUGUUCAGGCUGUUUUUGAAAUACAUAAACACACCACUAACAGUAUGGGACUACUUCCUCGGUUACGGACACUUGUUACAUUUUCUGUGCUAGGUGUUAUACUUGUAUUUGGUAUAAGGUACUGGCUCAAUCAAAAAUCGUACUUAUUUGACGAGAAGAGCAUUGCAGCCAUCGCCCGUAAACAUGUUGGUACAGCCUCCAAAAAGUCGAUAGAGGUGGCUUUUGGCCAUGUUGUGGAAGAUUUGAGGGUGAAGUACAAGGGACACAUACUUCCUGACGAAGACCUUCAGUGGGUGUUUGUGAACGCCGGGGGCUGGAUGGGCAGCAUGUGUCUGCUCCACGCCUCCCUCACCGAGUACGUGCUCUUGUUUGGCACCGCUGUGGACACCACUGGACAUUCAGGUCGCUACUGGGCCAACAUUACGGACACUGUGCUCACCGGCACGUUUUACCAGUGGCAGGAAGGCUCUUUGAAGAGAGUGGUCUACAAACCAGGAGACACAGUGUUCCACGCCGUGGGUGAAGCGACCUCGGUGUCAUGGGCGGCCGGCACGUGGAUGGUGGAGUACGGCCGUGGCUUCAUUCCCUCCACCUUGACCUUUGCCCUGGCCGACUCGUUCUUCAGCACCACGGACCUGCUCACCGUCUUCUACACCGUCAAGGUCUACGCCAAAGCGCUGCUGCUGGAGGCAGGGUUUUACAUCGGGACUUGGUGACGAUUUCUUCAAACUUAGUGUGUGAUUUUAUACAUCGUCUUAGGUAUUUCUGUGCCUUUACAGGCAAUGUUCUCAAUUUCUUUGUUCCUGUCUCAAGGUUUUAUUUCUUCUUUGAUGAAAUUAUACUUUUUUUUUUUUUUUUU